GACGCUUCAGUGUUCAGCUCGGUGGAAACCCCGAGCACUUCCGGUCAGAUAAAACAAUAACCUGUGUAAGAUCUGUGAGAUUCUUUUUUUUUUUUUUUAACGCUGUUCGCUCUGUCUCCGACCUGAUCCGAUCUGCGCGCGCGCGUGUGUGUGUGUGUUUGUGUGUGAGUGUGAGUGAGCAUGUCCGGGACCGGAGAACCGUACGGAGAGGAGCGCGAGCUGCCCGGGCCGUGUUUCGGGCGGAUGCGCGAGGAGAAGGAGGAGGAAGAGAAGAUGAAGGCGCUUAAACCGACCUGUCCGGGUGAUGAUGCGCGCCGAGGAACCGGCGUUGCCAUGGAAACUGCAUCCUCAGACUCUGUGUCUAAUCUGUUCCUGAACUCUUCCUCCGAGCGGAGUGACCUCUACACCUCCCUCCUCUCCUCCAACUCCUCCUCCUCAAACCUGUUCAGUGCCGGCGUUCCUCUCUUCUCCUCCAAGGAUGAUCGUUCUCCUCCCGCUCCUCUGGGGAGCGACUCUGGAAUUGGGAUGACCCCCGGUGACCCCUGCGACCUCCACACCCAGAAAAGCGAGCCCUACAACUACAUGGAUAUGAGCGACAAUCUUUGUGACCUUGGUAACCGUAGUAACACUGGCUCAGAAAAGCAGCCAAUAAGGAGCCACAUGGAUCGUGAUGAUGAUGAUGAUGACGAAGAUGAUGAAGAUGAUAAAGAUGAUAAAGAUGGGUCCAUGGAUUUUAAGUUGAAGAUGGAGAAGGAGCCGUUCAAUUUGGGAAGCUACCUGGAGAAGAAUCCUGAAAACCUGGCAGUGAAGGGAGAACUGGGAAACACCUUCCCGUACGUGGAGGACCAAUCGGACGACGAGUUACUGGAGAACAGACCCCGCCCUGUCAGUCCAGUGAAGAUCACCGUGACGACAGAUUCCUGUAUCCUAGUAACAGAGCAAGCACGAGGUGGAGUGUCUGAGAGGGAAAGCGUACUGAGUUUGGGAAAAGAAGGAGUUCCUACGGUAACGCUGUCCGAACCAGAGGAUGACAGCGCUGCUUCAUCUGUCAAUCAUUCCCCUAGCCACUCCCCUACAGGAAGAGAGUCGCCCUCGGACAUCUUGUUCCAGCCCGUAAGGAUGAACAACAGCUCCCUCUAUCAGGACACCAAGGUCCCUAUGAAGCCCUCGUCACUGUUUGGGAUGCGGGACAGCGGAGAAUCCGGAGAAUCCGAAAUCGAGCCUGAUUCCCCAAGACGUGAAAAGCAGUUCAGCGCCAAAGACAGACCUGGCAACCCGUUUGAGCCGUCAGUCGCGGGUGUGGAGAUGAACCGAGGCAACAAGGGAAGAUCUAACAAUAAUUUCGAGGUCUCCGUGAACACGAAGGGGGAAUUUGUGCAACAUGGCAACCCCCCGCUUUACAGCCUGCUGCGUGAGGAGAGGGAGGCGGAGCUAGACAGUGACCUGCUCAUCGAGUCAGCUUCUGAGGAGAGCCCUAAGAGGGAGCAGGUAGUGAAGUGCACCCUAAAACCGAGCUCCCCUCUGAGCUCACCUCCACCUGUGAGCAGCGCCGUCUCACCGCCUCGGAAAGAGAAAGAACAGGAAGUAAAGGAAGAAAAGAAGGAAAAGCCCAGUGCAGCACUGAGAGAGGAAUCCAACACUCAGACGCAACAACAGGAAGAUAAAAUGUACACCAAAGCCAAACCUGGAGUGACGGCGUCUUGUGAACGGCGCCCUCUAGAGGACGGAGGGAAUAAAACUGCGGUGAUUAGUACCGAAGAAAAAAGAGACGCUAAAGAGGCGGAGCUGCUGCCCUUCCUGCACCACUUCAACAAACAGAAAGUGGUGGAGUUGCUGCGCUGGCGGGACGUGAAACAGACGGCCGUGUUGUUCAGCAGCGUGUUGUUGCUGCUCUUCUCUCUGACUCAGUUCAGCGUGGUGAGCGUGAUCGCCUACCUCGCCCUCGCCGCGCUCUCCACCACCAUCAGCUUCAGAGUGUACAAGUCCGUGCUGCAGGCCGUGCAGAAGACCGACGAUGGACACCCCUUCAAGGCCUAUCUGGAGAAGGAGAUCGCUCUCUCCCCGGAGCAGAUCAGUAAAUACGUGGAGAAAGUGCAGCUCUAUGUGAAUUACACACUGAAGGAGCUGCGUAGGCUUUUCCUCGUCCAGGACCUCGUCGACACGUUAAAGUUUGCAGUGUUGAUGUGGUUACUGACGUACGUCGGCGCUCUGUUUAACGGCCUCACUCUACUCCUUUUGGCUGUGGUGUGUGUGUUCACCGUGCCGCUGGUGUAUGAGAAAUACCAGAAACAGAUAGAUCAGUAUCUGGGACUUGUGAGAACGCAGGUGAACUCUGUAAUGACGAAGUUGCGGGAGAAGGUUCCAGGAGCGAAGAGGAAGGGUGAAUAAAAUCCCUCCAUCUAAAAGCCACUUAACACUGCAAAGCCAGUAACGAUUACAGCAAGGCUGCGUCCCAAUCCUGUUUAACACGCCCUCCUCGACUUCUACUUCCCCUUCACUCGCUCGUAACCUACAGUCAUCAAGCUGACAUCGCUGCGGCCUUCAGGAGCACAAAUUUGGGUUUGGGUUUUUGACCUGACGGGAGCACGUAGUGUGUAACCCUCGGAGGAAAUCAUCUGCGCUACACAGUUCCCGCUGCGUGCACAGUCCUCCGUGUGAUACACACUCCCCGCACACACGGUAAAGCGAAGUCGACGAGGGUGUUUUAAAGAGGAGCCCGCGUCUGUAGGUGUGUGCGAUCACAAAGCAUCAGGAUUAUGAUGACGCUGUAUCGGGAAUUUAUGAUAAUAUCUCCAUGUUGUAUAUCUUAAUCAAACAUGAUCACAUGAUUAGCUCUAGCUGCUCUGAUUGGACCGCAUGUUAGCCAACCAACAGCCUCAAAUCGGUAAUCGUCAUGAUAUGAUUCGGGGUGAUGAUCGACACGCCUAUAAAAAUACAUUUCAAAAGAAUUGAAAAAGCACACAGUAAUGAAUAUUAAUCAAAUUAAACCCUGCCAAAACAAGUUUCUCAUACGAUACGAAGUCAUUCAUCACGACGCCACUACCGUAUGCGCUGCACGGAUUUACAGAUUUGAUCAUUUACAAAAAAAGGCCACGCCCACCCGAACGUGUUCUCCUGGCCAUCUAGUGGACAGGAGUAACAACUGCAGUCCAACAUAAGAAAAUAAUAUGAAUCUCUUCAGUGCUGUUACUCUACAGUAAAAUCAGCAAACAAACAAACAAACAAACAUCUGACACCUGGGACACACACUGAAUCAUUAAUAACGUCACCAUUAAAAUCUCUCAGGCUGCCAGUGGAGGUGAAGGACACGCGCUUUUUCUCUCAUUUAACUUCGGAUUAAAACGCAUGCAUGUCAGUCUUUAGUAAAUAUUAUUAAAAUAUCACUUUCUUUCUGUGCUUUCAUUCUGCACUGCUUCAAUCUAACUGUAAGAACAUCUCUCACACACACACACACACACACACACACACACACACUCCUGCUCAGUCGCCGUUACAUCACUGCUUACACACACACGUAUUAAUAUGAAUAUAUUGUGAAUGAUUUUCUCCUGUGUGUGUGUGUGUGUGUGUGUGUGUGUGUGUGUGUGUGUGUGUGUGUGUUGAACACAGGAAUAUGAAAGUGUGUUAAGUGUAAUUCUGCUUUUGUAAAGUCAUGAGCGUGUUCAGUUCAGUGUCGGUGGUUUGAGCUCAGCGUGGACUCUGUAACUGUUUGCUCUCACGUAUUUAAUUGAUGAACAAAAUAAAUAAAUGUGCUGUAAUGUAAAACGUG
Messenger RNA from Ictalurus punctatus (channel catfish), 3769 nucleotides. RefSeq names its product reticulon 1a (gene rtn1a). Gene Ontology annotation, cellular component: postsynaptic density; neuron projection. The record is from RefSeq and is a predicted model, not a curated record. NCBI's taxonomy places the organism in Eukaryota, Metazoa, Chordata, Actinopteri, Siluriformes, Ictaluridae. Bases 181 to 2388 code for a protein of 735 amino acids. The transcript is spliced from 9 exons. Gene Ontology annotation, biological process: brain development; endoplasmic reticulum tubular network formation; neuron differentiation.